AUGAGCGUUUCCAAGCCUCCUCUUCCCCAGUCCCACAUCCCAGCCCCGGCCUCCUCUAACCACCUCACCAUCCCUCCCUCUUCCAUGCCCUCUUCGACACCUCUGGCUCCAUCCUCCACCGCCCCGUUAGCGCCGCCUCCUCCCUCCCCAGUGAAGAUAUCCAUGCAGGAGCACUUUGCCAUCAAUGUCUGUCCAGGGCCCAUCCUGCCCAUUCCACAAAUCUCAGAUUUCUUCCCCCGCUUCCACGACUUUCCCAUCGCCCCGCCGCCACCACGUGAGAAGAAGAUCCUGCGAGAGAAUGGGGAACCGGAGGGACCGAAGGAUGAGGAGAAGGAGAAGGAGAGGAAAGAGGAGAACGGGGAAGACAAAGGGGACCUGGGUGACUCGGAUGAUGAUGAAACUUACCUGGGCGUACUGGACUUCAGCUUGCUGUUCGAUCAGGAGAACAACUGUUUGCACUGCACCAUCAACAAGGCCAAGGGACUGAAGGCCAUGGACUCCAAUGGUCUGGCAGAUCCAUACGUCAAGCUCCACCUUCUGCCCGGGGCCAGCAAGGCCAACAAACUGCGCACAAAAACCCUGAAGAACACGCUGAAUCCUGUGUGGAAUGAGACGCUGGUAUACCACGGCAUCACGGCAGCAGACAUGACCACUAAGACUCUCAGGCUCUGCGUGUGUGACAUGGAUCGCCUGGGCCGUAAUGAGUUUAUUGGUGAGGUGCGGGUCGCUCUGAAGAAACUGAGGGAAGGAGAGAGCAAAAAGUACUACAUGGGCCUGGAGAGGAUUGCACAGAACAAAGAGAGCAACAACCAAACCGGUGAGCAGGGAGGACCUGUAGCUGAGGAGGAGCGUGGUCGCAUCCUGGUGUCUCUGUGCUACACCGCAGAGAAAAGCACCCUCUCCGUGGGCAUCAUACGAUGUGCUCACCUGGCGGCCAUGGACUCCAAUGGAUACUCUGACCCAUUUGUUAAAAUUGUUUUACAACCUGACAUGGGUAAGAAAUCCAAGUACAAAACUACAGUGAAGAAGAAAACUCUCAACCCUGAGUUUAACGAGGAGUUUCUUUAUGAGGUUCCCAAAGACCAACUAGCAAAGAAGACCCUGGAGAUAUCUGUAUGGGAUUAUGACCUUGGAAUGAGCAAUGACUUCAUAGGUGGUGUGGAGCUGGGCAUCAAUGCUAAGGGAGAGAAGCUGAAACACUGGUUUGAGUGUCUGAAAUUUUCAGGAAAGAAAGUGGAGUACUGGCAUGCACUCACACAACAAGGGGCUCCUAGUAUUGAGUAA
Molecule: messenger RNA, 1284 nt
Organism: Engraulis encrasicolus (European anchovy)
Lineage: Eukaryota; Metazoa; Chordata; Actinopteri; Clupeiformes; Engraulidae
Gene: doc2g
Product: double C2-like domains, delta
Exons: 10
Coding region: 1-1284 (427 amino acids)
Biological process (GO): spontaneous neurotransmitter secretion; exocytosis; regulation of calcium ion-dependent exocytosis
Cellular component (GO): membrane; synapse
Source: RefSeq, a predicted model, not a curated record